AUGUCGACGCGAACUAGGUCGAGAACACCAGCCCAGGUUCAAAUGGCGGCGAUAAUCACAAUGUACGUUCAGCACAUCAUGGAAUUGCAGGCUGGGUUACGAGAAGAGUUGGUUGAAGUGAAAGUUGCACCCCCCACCGAGUCCUUUCCGUCAUUUGAUUUCUUUUGUGCCGAGUUCGUGCCUGGUAUAUCUGUUGAAAAGUACGUUCAACGACUCGUAACCUACAUGAGAUGUUCACCUGAAGCGUACAUUUUCGCACUUGCGUAUAUUCGGCAUCUUUUUAUCUGUGGUUUUCCCCUACAUUCACGUUCUAUUCACCGUGUUCUCCUUACUGCCGUUGUAGUUGCAGCCAAAACGAGGGAUGAUCUUUAUUGUUCAAUGAGUUAUUAUUCUCAGGUGGGGGGUGUGAGUAAACAUGAUCUUAACAUGAUGGAACUUCGUUUUCUAGUAGAUUUGAUUGAUUUUAAAGCAGAGGUGCAUCCAGAUGAGUACAGAUCUGUAUGCAAUGAUAUUACCGCAGUUGAAUCAAUCAAAAAAAAUUGCAGCAGCGCAUCUGAUGUCUGCGAUGUCACGGCUAGUAACUCUCCAUCGGAGCUUGAUGAAACCGUGUCAAAUUCGAAGCCACAGUGGAUGACGGAGUGCCAGUUAUACUGGUGA
Molecule: messenger RNA, 657 nt
Organism: Trypanosoma theileri
Lineage: Eukaryota; Euglenozoa; Kinetoplastea; Trypanosomatida; Trypanosomatidae
Product: cyclin
Exons: 1
Coding region: 1-657 (218 amino acids)
Biological process (GO): regulation of cyclin-dependent protein serine/threonine kinase activity
Molecular function (GO): protein kinase binding
Source: RefSeq, a predicted model, not a curated record